Molecule: messenger RNA, 788 nt
Organism: Raphanus sativus (radish)
Lineage: Eukaryota; Viridiplantae; Streptophyta; Magnoliopsida; Brassicales; Brassicaceae
Exons: 1
Coding region: 11-481 (156 amino acids)
Source: RefSeq, a predicted model, not a curated record
AACGGUAGAGAUGGGGUUGCUCGCCAAAACGAGAGCAUUCUUGGAGAUUCCGAACCCCGCGAUCGUCAACCUUUUGGUGAUAAGCAGCUCAGCUACGUUCACAUCAGGAGUUGCCUUGGCCUUUGAGUGGUUAUUUCACGGCAGGAGCCACACUGGAUUCGGGUGGAUCAUCUACUACGCGUUGUUCUUGAUCUCUCUUCCUCUUCUCCUCUUGAUUGGUCUCCGUAUCCUCAUGGCCAUCUCUUGCUCCAGCCACGGCUCAUCAAGUCAGAUUGUAGACUCAGUCGCAGCAGCAGCAGCACCAGCCAAAGAAGCGUGUGCUGAGGAGGCGCAGCAAACUGAGAGAAACAGCUGCCGAAGUUUAGCCGUUGUGGUUGACACUGAUGAAAGGAAGAAGAACGUAGAAGAGAAUACGCCGAGGAUAAAACGCGCCGUUACGUUCCCGUCUCAUGGCAAAGUAAGAUCAUGUCGUACUCGUUAAGCCCAAAACAUGAAAAAAAAUGUUUAGCAUGUUAGUUAUCAGAUUGAUCCAGGAAUCUAAUUAAUAAUAAUAAUAAACCUGUCUGUGAAGUGCUCUUUGACAUUUGUUUUUUUGGAACUAUGUUCUUUGACAUCCUUACUAGUCUUUUUACAAUGAUCCUCCUAAAAAUCGAGUUUGGUAGAAUUUUUCAGUUUUUCUCCUCUGUUCUGUUUUUGCAUUACGAGAAACUAAAAAUCGUAAAGUUCAUGAAUCUCACGUGUCGUGACGAGUCCAAUCAACGACGUUGCAUAUGUGUUGGUUUCCAUGU